This is a messenger RNA of Porites evermanni, 729 nucleotides long. The record is from the annotation of a GenBank genome assembly. NCBI's taxonomy places the organism in Eukaryota, Metazoa, Cnidaria, Anthozoa, Scleractinia, Poritidae.
AUGGUAAAAAUAGGUGAAGGGACUCUUACUGAGCGGGACAAAUGGAAUAGACUUACUCACGAACAAGUCAAGACAUUAGUGAUUGAAAUCAAUCUUCAAGUAAGCCAAAUCAUUAAGGAAAUUCAAGUGGAAUUAGAACAACUGACAAUUAAAUCCCCCCUUCAUGAAUGGUGUAAUAUGGUUUUUCGAUUCGAAAGAAAAUUGAAAGCUCUUAGCGACAGCUUUCCACCUUAUUCAGCGGAGAGUUAUAGAUCGUUGGGUGAGCUACGACACAGAAAUAUUCUGAGAGAGUUUAAGGAGUUCUGUGAGCGGAGGGACUAUCAAGAGCGUUAUUUAGGAUUAAAAGCUGAGAUUUUAGCUCUGGAAGAAAUCGUUCUGGAGCAAGGCAAAGUGAGAAGCAAACAAAAAGAAAUAAAAAAGCAAAUUACAGAGCUCGCAAAGCAGAUGGACUCUGAUCACGCAGCUCUUGAGGAUGCAAAAACGGGUAUUCAAAACAUCACUAGUACAAUAAUCAGGGAGAAAAAAUCCAUGCAGAGAGAAAUAUCACAGAUGAAAGGUAGUAGAGCUAAUGCGCUGCAAAGGCUGACAGAGCUCAGACAGACAUUGAAGCAAAAGGAGAUAUUAUUAAAGGAAACCACAGAGCAAAGACAACGAGUAGAGGCCGCUUUGGAAAAAGAAAAAAAGGAAAACCGACGACUCAAGAAGAUUCUGAAUGAAAGUUUGGUAUAA